UCCCGGUGGUCCCAUCCCAUUCGUCAUUUCCAGGCGCAUGGCCAACGCGACCAACGUGCCGGGAAAACGUUUAAUUCAACAGUUCGUGCGGGUGUCGCUCGCCACAAACAUUAUUCGAAAAAAGAAGCGCAAAUAGGUCCUGAUCUUCGAGUGUUGCGUGCACCGCAAUAGAUAAUGCGACUACACUGUUUCUUCCCCAUGGUCUUAUUCUACAUCGAAAUGGGAUCUAUCACUCUUGCAUCAAGAGUUGACAGGAGGAGAAACGAGAGCUGCAACUGCUACGAUGUUACAGAUUAUGAGAUGGACUACGAAUGCAGAUGUACGUCCAGAAAUCUCACCACAAUACCAAGAGAUCUAGGCCACAAUCUCACAAAGCUAACCGUAUCCGAUGCGAAAAUUGUUUUUAUCAAGAAGAGCAGUUUGGAUCCCUAUAGAAGAACCCUUAGAGAUGUGUCUCUCAGCAAUUUACCUUAUUUGAGGGAAAUCGAAGAUGGCACCUUCGGCAACAUACCAAAUCUACGAACGAUAUAUAUAUCUUCUGUACCGAAUCUGCAGUUCGCAUAUGGUCUAUUGCAGCAUAUAACUUCGAUAAAAUUUUACACCCUAAGGAUCGUAGAAACAGGAUUGCUUCAAGUUCCAGAGUUUUCAUUCCUCCCAAGCGACAAUGUUGUGCAUCUUCUGGAACUAGAUCGGAACAAACUAAAGAAACUCACAUCGAACUCAAUCAAUGUUAGAGCUGAACAAGUGACGCUGAACCAUAACGAGAUCUCUGUUGUGGAAAACUACGCCUUCAAUGGAUCAGAAAUCGGAAAAUUAAAUCUUCGCGGAAACAGAAGGCUCAAGACUCUGGAAGUUGACGCUUUCAAAGGAACGAGAAGCUUGAUAGAAUUGGACUUAUCAGAGACGUCCAUCGAAGAACUGCCUGCUAAGGGAUUGGACGGAAUCGAAAUCUUGAGAAUUGAGAAUACUCCCUCAAUGAAGGUUAUUCCCAGUAUCUAUGACUUAGAGAACCUGAAAGUGGCGAGAUUGACGCAUUCGUUUCACUGCUGCGCCUUCAAGUACCCAAAACGUCACAAUCCCUCAAGAUACGCCGAGAUUUCUGGAGAGCUCAAGCGAUAUUGUGAACAACACAAAGAUCUAGACACCGGGCAGUUCGUUCCAAAAGCUGCGAAGGUCAGAACUAGGCGGCUGACGUCUAGGGAAAUUUCAGGCUGGGAUUCAACAGACAGUCAACAAUUCGCCAACACAUAUCACGGAGGCGAACUAAAAACCUGGGGCAAAGAGGGACACGUCCUGAAUAGAAAUGAAUCCGUGUUUUUGAAACCCCAGAGAGGACAGACCAUAGAUCAUGAGGCGGCUCGGCCAGUUGAGAUUGACGAUGAUUUCGGCACUUUUCACGCAAAAUCUGCCGACGUUUCCAGGUCUUCACAACGCGUGAACGCCUUCUGCGGGAACCUGUCCAUAAGGAUUCCCCUGGUGAAAUGCUAUCCGGAGCCAAACGCCCUAAACCCUUGCGAGGACAUCAUGGGGUACUCCUGGCUCAGAAUUUCCGUAUGGUUCGUAGUGAUACUGACAGUGACCGGCAAUUUGGCUGUGAUAAUAGUUGUUAUAUUCAGUGGUGGAGACAUCAGCGUAACCCGUUUUUUGAUAUGCAAUCUUGCCAUUGCUGACCUCUCUAUGGGCCUCUACCUGGCUCUGAUAGCUUUCAUGGACUUGCAUUCUGUUGGGAGCUACUUCAAUUACGCGUACGACUGGCAAUACGGCCUCGGCUGCAAAUUGGCGGGAUUCCUCACCGUUUUCGCUAGUCAUUUGUCCGUAUUCACGCUGACUGUCGUCACAAUAGAGCGCUGGUUCGCAAUCACCUACGCCAUUUAUCUCACGAAGAGGAUCCAUAUUGGGACCGCAGCAAAGACUAUGAUAUUCGGAUGGAUCUAUUCUAUCGUUGUUGCAGCAUUGCCUCUCAUGGGAGUCAGCAAUUACAGCAGCACCAGUAUCUGUUUACCGAUGGAAGUAAACAGACCUAUCGACAAAGCCUACCUCUACUUCAUGAUCCUAGUCAACGGUGUAGCAUUCGCACUUAUAGUCUACUGCUACGCCAGGAUAUACUUCAGCCUGGGGUACGAGACUAGAAGAUCGAGUUCCAAAGGAGAAUUGACGAUUGCGAAAAAGAUGGCGUUGCUCAUAUUCACAGACUUCGCCACCUUUGCUCCAAUUGCCUUCUUUUCUCUGACUGCCCUGGCGGGUUAUCCUUUGAUUGGAGUGACUAGGUCGAAGAUAUUGCUGGUUUUCUUCUACCCGCUGAACUCGUGUGCCAAUCCCUACCUCUAUGUCAUAAUGACAGCUCAAUAUAGAACGGACUUCGUUCAGCUGCUUGCCAAAUGUGGCUACGACAAGCAUUUGCAACGGAGAAACACCGCCUCUUCUAAUCACCAGAUGCAGGAGGUGAUAAACUGCAAGGGUCCAUAUCCUCUCUUACCGGCAGAUGAAUGCAAACAUUUGGACUCUUCAAAUAAUUUCCAUAACGACGUUUAUGUUUGAGUAUCUCAAUUUUCCGAGAUGGCUGAGUUGUUCGUUUGUUCAAACGUUGAAGUCAUUGUGAGAGUAAUUUUUAGAGCUCAAUACUUCAUUGUGAUUUAGGAUUAUUAUAGGAAGGAAUUUUAAACCAUGUAUAUAAUAUUUGAAAUGAAUGUACAAAUCUAUAUAAAAUAAAUGUCGAAAAAGUUUCACUGAA
This is a messenger RNA of Coccinella septempunctata (seven-spotted ladybird), 2731 nucleotides long. RefSeq names its product lutropin-choriogonadotropic hormone receptor (gene Lgr1). Gene Ontology annotation, molecular function: protein-hormone receptor activity; protein binding; G protein-coupled receptor activity. The record is from RefSeq and is a predicted model, not a curated record. The transcript has 15 exons. Gene Ontology annotation, biological process: G protein-coupled receptor signaling pathway. Lineage: Eukaryota; Metazoa; Arthropoda; Insecta; Coleoptera; Coccinellidae. Gene Ontology annotation, cellular component: membrane. The coding region runs from base 175 to 2538 and encodes 787 amino acids.